Messenger RNA from Nilaparvata lugens (brown planthopper), 2266 nucleotides. Its product is annotated as ADP-ribosylation factor GTPase-activating protein 1. The record is from RefSeq and is a predicted model, not a curated record. Gene Ontology annotation, molecular function: GTPase activator activity. Lineage: Eukaryota; Metazoa; Arthropoda; Insecta; Hemiptera; Delphacidae. Gene Ontology annotation, cellular component: Golgi membrane. Bases 185 to 1402 code for a protein of 405 amino acids. Gene Ontology annotation, biological process: regulation of ARF protein signal transduction; regulation of endocytosis. The transcript has 10 exons.
AACGAUUGCAAUGGCAGUGUAAACAAUAUGGCUGAACUCUGGAAUCCCUACACGUCAGCUGUGAUAUGAUCAUUUUCUUUUGACGCUAAACAGUUUUUCUUUGAAAACUAUUUAUUUUUUGUUUUAUUCAUAAUAUAACAUGUUUUAUUAACUGUGAUAAUAGACUUAUUAAACUUCUGGAGUAAUGGCGAGUCCUCGUACACGCCGUGUCUUGCAUGAGCUCAUCCCAAAAGAUGAGAACUCGAAAUGCUUUGAGUGUGGAACACAUAAUCCUCAAUGGGCAUCAGUCUCCUAUGGCAUAUGGAUCUGCCUAGAGUGUUCGGGAAAGCACAGAGGACUAGGAGUUCAUCUAUCGUUUGUCAGGUCCAUUAGUAUGGAUAAAUGGAAGGACAUAGAAUUAGAAAAGAUGAAGGUUGGAGGCAACAGGCGAGCUAGAGAAUUUCUAGAAUCUCAACCCGAUUGGGAUGACUCCAUGACAAUUCAACAACGCUACAAUACAAAAGCUGCCGCCCUUUAUCGGGACAAGAUAUCGACCCUUGCCCAGGGAGGUAGUUGGGACGCCGCUUGUUCGCCUGCACAAAAGUACAGUCCCGGAUUCUCAGCCAGCAAACCACGUAGUCCACAGAGUGGAAGUGGUGGGAGUGGUGGAGGAGGGGGUAAUGGCUAUGUGGACUCGUCCAGCUAUUCGUACGGAGAUUCGGGUGGAGGCUAUCAGAACAUGGAUUCGCAGAGCUUCAGAGAUGAACGAGACCAAUUUUUUGCUAGAAGACAGGAUGAAAAUGCUACCAGACCAGAAAAUUUACCUCCCAGUCAAGGAGGAAAAUAUUCAGGAUUCGGCUACACAAGGGAAGCACCACCCAAAAGCUCUUCGCAAGAAUUCUUCGAUACAGCCGUUUCUUCCUUAGCAUCGGGCUGGUCAAUGUUUUCUUCAUCAGCUGCUAAAAUAGCAAGUAAAGCUUCUGAAGGAGCUAUCAAGGUUGGCGGUAUUGCAACACAAAAGGUAGCUGAAAUUAGUGUUACUGUUGGCGAUAAGGUAAAAGAAGGAAAGUUGUUAGAUGACGUAUCUACCCAAGUAUCCAACUUGACUACCAAGGUGGGGGAACUGGGACGUCGAGGCUGGCAGGAUUUGUCGGGCACCAACACACCCGCACCCACACCCACACAGGGCUCCAUCCCCUCUUCUCCAGAUUUCUUGUCGUCGGAGAAGUCGUCAUUGCUGAUUGAAGGAAACAAUGCAACACAAGCCACCACACAGCCCAGGAAACAAGGCUGGGAGGAGGAUAGCUGGAAAGAGCCGACCAUUAACCCCAAGAAACGCACUCAGAAUGCAAGCUCCACGUCCGCCAAUGUAGAUCCGAGAAAUAAACUUGAAGAUGAAGCCUGGGAAAUGCUCAACAAUUAGAUCAGUCCGACAUUUCCAAACAUUCUAUUUGAAACGAUACUGAACAUUGUCAAAUAACUUACACAUUUAUUUUGAAUUUAACUUCAUUUCACAUUUUAUAUAUCAAAGUGUAUUCAAUGUUACGAAUGAUAGUAUUUUACUUUUAAAAUAUUUAUUUGAUUCCAGAAUAUUCUGUAUUCGUAUUGAGGUUUUAUCCAUGGUUAUAUAAUAUUUAUAAUAAGUGUUGUUAAGAUCAAUAAUUCAUAUCAUUGAUGCUUGAAAACCAAAUUAAUCAACUCAAAAGCCUUUUUUGCUGUUAGCUACUGGGACCAGGAUGUCAUUUGUAAUGUUAAUAAAAAUAUUGUUAUCGAAUGCUCUAUGUUGAUAUCUGUUGAGAUGUUUUAAGCUCGGUAAUUUUCCGCUGAGUUUCAAUUUUGCAGUUUGAAGAAUCAUCUUGAUUCGACCAUUGCGAUAUUAUUUAAUUUUUGGACUAGUAAGAUCCAGGACGAUGCUUAGCAUUGUUUUGUUUUCCAAUUAACAAUAUUUUUCAGCUUGUUGAUAUAAUAUUUGCAUUAAACCUAAAAAUUUUUUAAAUUUAAAAUUGUUACUCUUAUUAUCUCUAUGAAAUAACCGUUUUUAACACCAGGAAAACAUGGCUUUUGGGUUGUUUCAAUUUAUUAGACAUUCGUUGGCACUUGUCUGUGAUUGUAAUCAAAUUAUUUAGUCGGUUGUUAAAGCAUUUAUUCAAGUGACAGUGCAGUGCGGAAGGAUUAUCAUUUAAGUGCAUCGUUGCAUUUGGACAUCCAGAAAAAAUCAAUAAAUUGGACAUCUAGUUUUAUGAUGAUGACUAUAACUAUAAUAAAUAUAAACAUUCAUUCCAGGUUU